Molecule: messenger RNA, 1308 nt
Organism: Fusarium vanettenii 77-13-4
Lineage: Eukaryota; Fungi; Ascomycota; Sordariomycetes; Hypocreales; Nectriaceae
Exons: 5
Coding region: 1-1308 (435 amino acids)
Source: RefSeq, a predicted model, not a curated record
AUGGCCCACAUGAACAUCAGAAGGAUGCCCCCUUUACCCACCAUACGUCUUCGGGUGUGGCACGUAAGCGACUUUGCGCCUGUUCCUGACGACAGCCUCCACCUCUCCAGGUUCCUGGGAUCAUUUGAUACCGGAUCCUGGCACGUUCAUCCCGCUGAGGUGAUGACUGAGCCUUGCCGCGAUGGCGGCUUUGUGCCAGUUGAGGUUGAUAUAAAGUACCGACCGACCUCACGUUACCACCUCACCGAAGCCUCCACGGAGCUACAUCGUUUUUUCAGAGAUGUCGUCGAAGCACGCGUGGGCGAACUCUUCAAGCGAGCAAAUACCACGGCCGUCCUAGUCCACAUGUAUCCGGUCGGCGAUGAUGUUACAGAGACGUUGAAGCGCAUGUUUCUGCGCGUCAAGUUUCUGCAGCCUUUGAAUAUCCAAAGUGGCAUCUACGCCGAGAGCCAUCGUCUCUUGAACCGCAGUAUGCUGGAAGAAGGGCAAGAUCUCGAGUUGACCAUAAUACAUGGCUGUUCUAACGCUUUGCUCCUAGGGAGACCAGGAAGUUCCGUUGCCAAAGCAUGUUGUAGAGGCUUGGAACAAGUCUUUGACCUCACUCACCGCGGUCCAUCUAAUUUCGAAGAAGAUCCAGAUUUGCGUCGACGGUUUGAAUCGUCAGGAGGCCUUGUCUUGAUUCGAGAGGCGAUUUUGCACUUUUCAGAAUACCAGAAGUCAUCCCAGCUAGUUGUCCGACAUCUCCAGGAGGCCAACAAGACCCGAGUCAAGAAUUCCCAUAGCUUGAUAGCGGGCCUCAGAUCUACUGCUCUCGCCGCCGUCUUCUCUAUGUCCCAGUUGCAAGCUUCUUGUCCUGUUUCCAUGGUCACAGCCUCCUUUUUGAGUGCAUUGGCCGUUGGGGUAGUUGGUAUUCCACGGUUAUUGAAAUGCCACAGAAACGAGAGCGAUGUCGAGAGUUUCGAUGGCGCCAUGAAGGAUUUCCAGAAGACGUUGCGUAUGGCCCAGUUUGGACUUGGUGUCCUCUUUAGUCAUCAGACUUUGGAGGCUCCUUGUUCUUGGCUAGAAGAUGGCAAUGGAGCUGAGGUACUCAAGAGCCUUGGCAUUGAUAUUUCCCAGCUCAAGAACGAAGAGUAUUCUGAGAAGUUUGCUUUGGACAGUCUGGCAAGUUUGAGUGAGGCCUACCAAGAUUUCGAGAAGUUGCGGGAGGACAUCAGACGGCAGGCCGGCCUGAGAGAGUGCACGGAGGCUACGAUGCCUUCAAGCACUCCCAACGGAAAUGGGGAUCCCAUGGAUUGCCAAGAGGAUUGA